Messenger RNA from Durusdinium trenchii, 2315 nucleotides. Lineage: Eukaryota; Dinophyceae; Suessiales; Symbiodiniaceae. The record is from the annotation of a GenBank genome assembly.
CAAGGAUCGGUUUCGCCAUGGUUUGGGGCAGGGCGUCCCUACUUCUGGUCAUUUGCGGGGGCUUAACCAUGCUUGUGAGGUCAACCGUCAUGAUUCUUGGAAGAACCAUGGCAUCCGGCUUGUGAAGUUGCUUCAACUCACUUCUUCGAAUUGGCUCCAGCAAAAAGGUUUGUCUUGCGACGUGUCUACGUCGUGUCCUUUUUGACGGAGGAUCCAUUUGCAUGGAGAAGCCCAUCUUUACUGACUCCGGGACGCCCCGUGAGAUCCUGCUCGUCAGCAAGAAGCAGGUGGACGUACAUGCGUUGCGAGAGUUGCGCGAGCUUCCCCAGGCGCGGCGCGAGGCCAAGACGAAGGAGAUCCGGAUCGGUGCGGAGGUGUUGAAGCAGAAAGGGAGAUUUCCCACGAGGCGGCGCUGCCAGGAUUUUCCCUGUGCGAUCCUCUUCCUAGCGACACUUUUUGCAUGGCUUGGCUUCAGCAUUUUGUGCGUGAAGGGAGUAGCCAGUGCUGAGAAUGAUGACGCCGAUUUCCAAGACGGCGCAACUGUGGAUCACCAAGCUGGACCCAUCAGACAUGGUUGGGGUCUCAUUCAAUGGGCCAUGACCAUCCACUUGCCAGGCUUUCUUGGAAGCAUGGGCGCUGUGAUCACGGCCUUUGGCCUUCUGUUUGCCAUCCGAAUCUACCCUCGUCCAGUGAUCUAUGCUUUGCUCCUCUUAAUCCCCAUCCUAUGUGCUGUUGGGCUCAUCGGUAUCGUCAUCCAGAUGCGAAGACAUGAGGCACAGUGGUACGUGGCCCAGUUCGCAGCAGGGUGUCUUCUGUUGUUCGGAUUUGUUUACGGUCUUUGUACAUGGUGCUGCUGGUACAAAUGCAUAGAUUUUACGGCUCAGAUCUUUGAGAUGGUGGCAGACAGCUCCUAUGAGUAUCCACGGAUGAUCCUCGUAUCCGUUUUGGGUGCUCUGUUAGUUCUGAUCUGGUGUUUUCUUGUGUCUGUGGCGUUUACACUCGCGAGCUUAAAGCACGAGAAAGAUUACGCAGAUCAAAACAAGAACUUGACAUUUUCCGUCGGCAUUGCUUUUAGUGCGCUGCUUGUGCUAGGAAGCAGUGUCAUCAAUUUACUCUGUCACACGACCUACUGCGGCAUUUUCAGCCGAUGGUACUUCUCUCAAGAUGGAUUGUUGCUGGUAGAUAGUCUGCGUGACGCUGCGACGACGUCUUUUGGUAGCAUCUGCUUUGGAGCCUUCGCUGCAGCCCCCAUGAAACUGCUGCUCUAUGUGCUGAGGUCAGCUCACUGGUCAGCAGAUCAGGCAAACUCAACCAGCCGUGCCGUGGCCUGCGUUCUGCAAUUGUUGAUCAGCUGCACCGGAGAUUUGGUCGAGUACUUCGACGAAUGGGCACUCGUGCAGUGUGCGAUACGCGGCACAUGCUUCUGUGAGUCCGCCAAAGCCACCUAUGCCUUGAUUCUUUGCAACGGCCUUGGUGCAGCAGUCCUAGGUGAUUUGCUCUUGAAUUCGCUGUCAACUCUUGGAUGCCUCUUCUGCGGCAUGAUCGGCUGCGGUCUGGGGGCGCUCAUGAACUCCGCCCUGCACCCCGCCGCCGCAACCCCCGUGUGGAUCUCGAGUCUUGUGGGCGGCGUCCUCGCGGGCGGCACCGUGCUGCGGCUCUACAGCAGUGGAAGCCAGGCGAUGAUCCUCUGCUGGGCGGAGAAGUCAACGCCACUGCACGAAAGCCAUGGAUUUGAGGAUAUCCAUACGGAGCUUCAGGCGAAGAUUCGAGAAUCGGAAACGUCUUGAGCAGAAACGUCUUGCGCAGCGAUGGAUGGGUGGACUGGAGACAUCAUGCCAUGAGUGACAAAACAUCUGAAUAGAGGAUGGAGUUUCUUGCUCGGGCCGGUCUUUUGCGAAGCCUGGCUCAAAUUUGCUUUGAAAUCGGGAGGCUUCUUUGACUUGAAGCUCUAAAGUUGAGCUUUCUUUCUGACCAAGUUACUCUGCUGUGUUAAACAUUGUUUUCUGUGUGAGCUGUCAUUGAGUUCUUCUGCAAACACACUCGGCCAAUGAUUCCAUUCUACGAGAUGCGUCAACACAAGCUAUGUGAGAAUCAUCACGAACUUCCUGCCAAAGAUUGGGAAGAUGCCGUUGUUGGUUUGAACCAAACAAGCCAGCGAGAAGAUGGAGACUGCUUUCUGGCUCCUGCAGUGCGAAAGCGUUCUCGGCAGGGCCAAAGUAUUUCAAGCAGUACUCUCAUUUUCCAGAAGCUUGGGAAAUGGACGGUGCCAGUGCAAUUGUUCUGGCAGACGUCAUAGAUGUAUCCUUAUCGCUUGC